AUGGCGAAAUUGGCUCAGUUUAAUCAACUUGUAGACGAUUUUGCCCACGAAAUAGACUUUGUUACUGUAUACAUCAGAGAAGCGCAUGCUUCAGAUGGGUGGAAUUUGAUAGGAAACAAAUAUGAAAUCUCCCAACAUGAGACGAUUGACGACCGCAUAGAAGCGGCUAAGCUUCUUUCUGAUUCGGGUUUAAGAAGCCCCCUUUUUGUGGACACGAUGGAAGACAAUGCUCAAAAGGCCUACUCCUCGCUGCCUGAGGCUCUGUUUGUUAUUGAAGAUGGGAAAAUUAUAUUUAAAGCGUUUGGACCUUACGCGUAUGAUCCGAGUCAGUUGCAGUCUUGGUUAACGGACAAAGUAAGACAUUUCAACAAAAGCGAAUAG
Molecule: messenger RNA, 381 nt
Organism: Mya arenaria
Lineage: Eukaryota; Metazoa; Mollusca; Bivalvia; Myida; Myidae
Product: type I iodothyronine deiodinase-like
Exons: 1
Coding region: 1-381 (126 amino acids)
Molecular function (GO): thyroxine 5'-deiodinase activity
Source: RefSeq, a predicted model, not a curated record